CACAAGAAAAACAUUACUAUUUAACCUUCUUUCCCGCACGUCAUAUCCUGGCUUUUUAUGAUUAUUUCACGAAUAAAGAUGAUCCCAAUAACGUAGGACAGAUUCUUAACAAUGAAGAAUGCCGUACACUUAUACGAUUUGUUAAUAGUGAGGCUAAGUUGCCACCACGUUCUGCAGAAUUUAUUAUCUCAAGUGAAGAUCAAAAUUAUUAUCAAAUUCUUUGCCAAAUUGGAACUAAAUUACAAAACAUUUUUGAAAGUGUUCCUAAAAAAAGGCGUGAUGUUAUAGAUAAGGGUGGGCGCAUUAUGUCAGAUGUUGUGUAUCAAGGAAAGUUGUUCGUUGCUGCCUGCAGUGAUAAAAAUCUUGUUCCAAAUAUUAUCAUGAAAUUACUUGACUUUGAGCUGCAGUAUAAUCUUGUUAACAACAUCCGAUCAAUGCGCAAAGAACAAACCAAUUAUCAUUUAGCGCUUAUCUGUUGUCGUGAAACUGGAAUGCAUCAUCAUAUUUUGGAUCAAUUUUCACAGGAGGUUUACGCGACAAAUGGACUUGGAAUUGAAGCCAUGAAGGUGAUUUAUCGUGAAUUACGCCCCGAUAAUGUUUUGUGUUUGUCAUCUGAUUUGUCGGGUCAAGGUAAAUCCGAGUAUAUUCGUCAAAGUAGUUUUGCUUGUAAAAAAGUCCCCAGAAGUUUCCUUAUUAGCGAUGGGGUUGAUUUUGGAACACUUGUUCAUCAAUUCAAGGAAUUUAAAGUUCGACCGGUUGAAAGUUUACAUAUAAACAUAGUAUCAGCUGAUCAUCCGGUGGACGUUAAUAUGUUUUUAUUUGAAUUGUUGACGUUGGGCGUGGUGUCAAACAAUAUGGACAUAGCUUAUCUUCCAGAUACCAUUGUAUUUAUCGAAGUUGCAUCAACGGUCAACCAGCAUUUACUUAAAUCUUUACCAAUGGUUGAAUGUCUUAAUAGUAAGCAUCUUACGUGGGAUAUAGGAGAACUCAUGGUAUCACAGGAAAUCAAUAGUCCUAUGCAAGUUGUAUGCCAUUACUUACUCGCGUAUGAUACUAAUACGCUUGAUAACAAAGACAUCGUAUUUCAAGUCACAAAUAAUGACACGCCACUCGUGCCAUUAUCAUCUAAACAAUGUCAACCACUUAUUGAAAAAUAUUUAUUUAAAAACAAAAAAGAUGAUAUUUCAUCAUUUAGAUUUGUAGAAAUUUUUGUAAAUGUGUUAGCAGAUCAAUUGGUUCGGUUGUCCUCGAGCUCAUUUUUCGAGUGUGAAAAUCUGAAAUUAAUGAUAAAAGAUACAAAUAUAAGAACAACUUUAGUAAAUACCUUGAUUGAUGUUUCUAAGGAUUUCGCCACAAGGUCGGUUAAAACAAAGGUAGAGCAGUUAAUUUCGACUUCAACUGAUGAAAAUGCAAGGUUGGGUACAAUUGUGCAAUGGGAUGAUUCAAAUCAUUUAUUGGUAUUUUUCUUAUCACAAACACCCGAUUCUAUUUGUGCCUUGUACCGAGAUAAGGCCAAAGUUCCACAGAAUGUAAGAACUUUAUUGAAAAGUCAACAUAUAGGAGACAAGAGUUGGGAACUAGAAGAUUAUCACAAAAUGACCACAAAUGAACUUUUAGAGACAUUGGAAUGUUUGGCAAGAAAAACAAUGUAUAAAAUUGAGUAUCCGCCGUAUGCUUUAUCUGCAGAUAAUUUGGUAAAGAUGGCUUUGAUUUUGUUAAGGGCUCGUGCAAAUAUUCCAGUAGUAAUUUGUGGUGAAGCCGGAUGUGGAAAGACAAGUUUAAUCGGAUUCCUGGCCAAAGUUGUGGAAGUCGAAUUCCAACCUCUUAAUCUUCAUGCUGGAGUCACCGAAAGCGCAAUUCUAAAUUUCAUGAACGAUGCACAAGACAAAGCUGAGAACGAACAAAGUAAUCUUGUAUAUCAAGUAAAGCCACUACCUGAUCAAAUUUUAGAUUAUGUUUGGGAUUAUGGCGUGUUGCAACAAGAAGAAGAACGUCGAUAUAUCGAGAUUAUGGUAUCUGAUUCUUUAAAAGAUUUUGGUCAUGAAUGUUUAGUAUUUGCAGAACUAUUAUUCGAAUCUCAAGCAUUCAUUCGAGAUGUUGAAGAACCUUACAGUGUUAGUUUAAGAGACCGCAAAAAAAUUAACGUUGAUGAGAAGGCAUUUAAUAAGGUUAUAAGACAAGAGCAAGAUGAUUAUAUUAAUCGGAUGACUUGUCCUCCUAAUACCGCAAAGAACGAGGCCCUUUUAGAAAAUGUUUUAGUAAUGAUUGUCUGUAUCCUAACUAAAAUUCCGGUUUUUAUUAUUGGGGCACCCGGCUCUUCAAAAUCUUUGGCUAUUCGGCUCGUUAGUCAAAAUCUCCGUGGAUCCGAUUCAAAUGAUGAAUAUUUCAGAAAAUUGCCCCAGGUCUAUCUUAUUCCUCAUCAAGGUUCAUCAUCCUCAACUUCAGAUGGCAUUCUUAAAGUUUUUCAAAAAGCGCAAAAUUAUCAGGAGACAAGUUCUAAAGAAUUUCCUGUAAUUAGUGUUGUUUUGCUUGAUGAAGUUGGACUGGCCGAAACCAGUCCUUUUAAUCCAUUGAAAGUACUUCAUUCUUUACUUGAACCAAGCUAUCCUUCAGAAGGGACGACUGUUUCUGUAAUUGGAAUUUCUAAUUGGAGAUUGGACAAUACUGUUCGCCUACUCUCUUCAAAAACGAAUGGACAAAUCUCCAAAGCGUCUCUUCAACCAUUAGCUCAGGCAUAUUCAGAUUAUGAGCAACAUGGACAAUCGUUUCCAAAUUUUCACGGCCUUCGUGAUUAUUAUGCUUUAGUCAAAAGUCUUUCUCUAGGUGAUAUGACAGCUGAAAACAUUCAGAUGGCUCUUGUCCGUAAUUUCGGAGGCACUGACCAAAAUGUCACCUUGUGUGAAAAAUACUUUGGAGAGGUUCUCAGAACUUUUAAUAAUUCUAGAAAUUGGAUUUAUAAUCCAAUUCCUGUUGAGAAGCUUAUUAAUGCAAAUUUGGAUGAUGAAGGUGCAAGACAUCUAAUGGUUAUUGGAAAGAGCGAUUCUAUUGUUAAUUUGUUAACGUAUCAAUUGAGAAAAAGAAAUUUGGAUCCUGUUGUUAUUUUGGGGUCACAAUUCCCUGACGAUCAAGACGAUUAUUCAUAUAGUGUUUUGAAAGCAGGAAGGCCAUUGAUUUUAACAGACUUGGAAAUUAUUUAUGGAAGUCUUUACGAUUUGUGGAAUCAAAACUAUAUUGUUGUUGGUAGCGCCGAAGAUCCAAAAUAUUAUACUAGAGUAGCGCUUGGUGCUUAUGCAAAUCCUAUGCUAUGUAUAUUGGUACUUGAUGAGAAAAAGCUCAAGCAUGCUGAUCCACCACUUUUAAAUAGAUUUGAAAAACAAAAGAUGACCAUUAACGACACACUUUCUAAACAUGAGGUUGAUCUAGUUCAGCAAUUAUCAAAUUGGGCCAUGCAAAUGGUUACUGUAUUUGGCAAAAACAAAUUUGAUCCAAAUGCUAAAUUUUCUCAAAAGGAUCUUUUCAUUGGGUUCGAUCCAGAUGAAACCUUACAAAGCUUGGUCAUUGAUAUUAAAAAGAGUAAUCCUCAUAGCAACGAUGACGAGAUUCUUGAGAAAUGUAAAGAAAAUUUAAUUGCCAUUGCAUCUUCCGAUGGUAUUAUUCGAGCAGAGAAAUCUAUUUUGGAUCCAGAAGAAAUUACACAUUGGAAAAAUGUUUACUUUAAAAAACAGCAUCAUGAUAAUCUUGCCGAUCAAAUUCAAGCAUUACUUGAUAACCUAGAUGAGUUUCAAGUAAUAAUUAACACAUUUUCCAACAUUAAUACAGAUGUCAAGGCAUGUUUAAAGGGUAUAAUUAAUUGUCAGGUGGAUAAACUUUCGACAUUCAAAACUGAAUCUCAACUUCAAAAUAGGAUUAAACAUUUCUGGUUAGAAUCUACUGAUCAACUGUUAGUACUUCAAUGCGAUGUCACUACCGUGAACGCCGGUUGUAUCAAAUUAGCUAAAUUUAUUAUUGAACAAUUUCGAAAUGAGUUUUUUGCGAAAAAGGAACAAAAGCCUGACAUUAAAGUGCAAAAAAAACACGCAUGUAUUAUUUUACACAUUCAUCGAGAACAAGAAACAUCGUUGGCAUCGUUUAAUUUCAUGUGCGGAUGGAACCAAGUCACUAUUGAAACUUUGUUGCCACAAGAGAAACCACUUUCAAUUCUUUUAAAUGGAAGUCUUUGCGAUAUUAUUAAUACAACUUACCCAUUUGAAGAUAUUUUAGAACAAGAACUUUUAUGGUCUCAAACACAAGAAUGGCUUCAGAAUCAUUCACCUGCAAAUUGGCAAUACAUUGUUGCAUCCGACAAGAAGUUAUUAUAUCCUUAUGCAUCUUUCUCAAUCGCCUUACAAGCUCACAUUCGUAGAUCUGUUCGCAAACCGAUUGCUAGAAUCCUAUGUGCGCUUGAAAGGUUAUCAGUAACUAGAACAUUCUUUUCUAUUGAUAAGUCGGCUCGAUCAGAAAACGAUAAUCGACUUCUUGAGUUUUGGAUGAAAAUGUUCAACGACAAAAAAAUAAUAGACAUUAAAGAGCUACCAGAACCAUCUCCUGACAGUUAUAUGAUGCCACCUGGAGUAUAUGAUCUACAAUUUCCGUUUUCAUACUAUUUUAUGAAACAAAUCGAUGGGUUUAAAGCUCUUUAUUUAGAAGAAAUGACUUUAUUGCAUGAAGAUCCAAUGAAUAUCGAUUCAAAAACUGGAGAGCUUAGAAAAUCAGUAGAAGAAGAACAUAUAAAAGAAUUCACUAAUAAGGUUCUUAACAUGGUUCCACUUCUUAAAACAUCACCUAUUGAUUGGGCUUCAAUAUUAUACUUUAAAGAUUUCGUAACCGUUAUUGCCUAUAAUGAACCUGGAGAUAAGGAUCCUGCAUUGAUUGAACUUAUCUUUGAACAUAGACUUAGAAAUGACAAAAUCUUAAAUCCCAUACUUCUGCAUACAUGUUGGUGGAAACACGGAGACUCUAUUAUUUCAGAACUUCGGCUAGCUCAAAUGUGUCCAACACUUGUCAAACAACUUCAAAAUGAAUCACAUAUCAUCUUUGAGCAAUUCCUUGUUGAAGGAGCAUCGAGAAUGAUGUUGCAAAAAAUUUGUAAUGGAGCGCAUAGUGGAACAAUUCAUUAUGGUGAAAUUAUUAAUUGGCAACACGAUGUUACUCAAAUACUUUCACUUAGUAAAAAGAUUUCAGGAUCUUCAGCUUCAAAGUCUCUUCAACUAUUGCAAAUUUCUAAUGAUUUGAUUUCCACAAGAUCUAUAACUCGUUCUACCAUUACGCAGAUUAUUAGCCUUGGACAAAAUAAUAACUUUGAAGAAUUUCUUUCUUGGAAGUUUGUUGACGCGAUUUUGGUUAUUUUGAAUAAACUUGAGAAAUCGGAAAAAAAUUUGAAUUCACAAAGAGCGUUCAUUUUGAGAUGUCUUGAUAUUAUUCCACCUGAAUCUUCUGUUCGACUAGACCUUUACCGCGGAUUAUUUUCACAAAUACCAUUCCCACUUAUGGGUGCUAUCAUAAGUAAAAUUUUUAAGACAGAAGAAGAAGAAAAUAAUAAUGUUUUCUUCCGUCUGAUCCAUGAGCCAACAGAAAUUUUGACUAUUUCACAAAAGCUUAGCGUAAUCAAUAGUAGUUUGAAAAUUACUGAUCUUAAUUCUGAAAUAGCAGCGUUAUGUUGUGAUAUCAUCCAACUUGAAUUUUUCUGGGAAUUUAAGUUGAACCAAUUGGCACCUUAUUUCCGGAAAGCAGCAAGUGCAUUAUAUAGUUCCGGAGUUCAACCGCUGCAAAGAAUUGCAUCUAUUGCUUUUCUUAAGGAAUUUGUUCGAAGAUUAUGGGACUCUAUGAUUCCAGAGGGUAUCGAUCAAGCAAUCAAAUUUCCUACUGUAGGAUUUAAUCCAUUUAGUGGUCCUGCACUCCUCGAAGAUAUCAAUAGCUCUAUGAGUUUAACACAUCCAUUAAUACACUCAUUAAAAAUUUAUUUCCUCCGAGAUUUACGUCAGCGUGGGUAUGCUAUCGACGACGUGAAGAAAUUUGGUGAAGUGCAGGCAGAAAUGCUGCCAUGGUUCAACAGUUUUUCUUGGGAUAAUGAUGAUGAAAGUCGGUUACCAUUCAACCCUUACUGGUCCGUUCCAGAUUACGCUGAAGUUGAAAAGGCAUUUUCUAAUUUAUAUAAUUUCAACAACAAGGCACCUUUAAAUAAAUUCCUAGACCGAAUUCGGUUGAAUGAUUCAAUUGAUGCACGAAUAGCAAUAAUAGGAAUUAUAGUGUCAAAACUUCAUGCUUUUAGAGCUUCACGUAAUUUGGUUGAUGUAGAGAAGCAAGCAGCAGACUAUAUUAACCAAGCAAUUACUGAAAUUAGCGAUUUACCUGAAGUUUAUAAACAGACAGUAGCUAGACUUUUAAUAAACAAAUACCCACUAUUUCAACUUUCACCUCAAACAAGUAGUUCAGAACUGAUUAUGAAAUCUGUUAUUAUACAUAUUAUUGGAGUACAUGCUUCUUUAUCUUCAGAUUCAUCACCUUUGGCUGCUUAUUUACAUAAAUUGCAAGAGUGUCAAAAUCAAUAUAUUUUAGCAUGCCCGUCUGAUAUUGAAUCAGUUGUAUUCAACGGAGCCGUCACUCAAAGUAAAUGCCCAGAAUGCAAAAAUACUAUUGGUGGUACAAAUUAUAACGCAGCAGCAGGUAACAGACGAUUAGACACUACACCUAUUUCCUCGAAUGAUUGGAAUGUUCUUAAGCAAAUUCUCGAUGUCUCAGAUGAAAAUUUAGCUCUAUUAAUUCACCUAAUUCUUACCGAAAUGGUUAAUAAUCCACCAACUCAGCAUAAUCAAAUACUUAAUACAGCAGCCUCUAGGAACGGAUGGGAAAAAAUGUUCUCACAGACUUAUGUUAUUCCAAAAAUUCGAAGUGUUACUGAAGCAACCACAAAUUUCCGAACUCAACUAGAUCAGGCAAUUCGAAACGCUCAGGUUACUAGCAAUAUUCUUGAAGGUGAAAUAAAUCAAACAUUACCAAUGGAUGAAGGAUAUUGUCGAGAUUAUUUGCCGCGGAUUUUCCGAUCAAUUGCAAAAACUAGUUUUGAAAGUUUCAGGGCUUAUUAUAAUAGAGAUAUUAAAUAUAAUACUCAAGCCUUCCCAUUAUUAGACAUUUACUUUAAGCAUUACGAAAAAUUACCACAUAUCAAAAAUCUUUACCCAAUAGUCAAAUUUGUUCAAAUGUUGGCGUCACGAUUUGAAUAUCGAUUAACAAGAAAAGAAGCUAGCCAAUUGACAUUUAAAGAUUUCAUUGAAGGUCAGUCAAGCAAUGGUCAAUUACAAGAAACAUAUGAAUCUUUAUCUUUAGCCUUUAAUGACUUUGCCAAUGCCUGGAAUGAAACAAUUGACCAUGUGACUAGAUAUCAAUGUCAUCCACUUCCAGAUGAAAAACCUUAUAUUGAUAUUAAUAGUAAUAUAGUGUUUGGGCUGAUGGAAGGAAGGGAUACUGGCAUUUAUUUAUGUGCAAUUCUAGAAUAUCUGAUUACUUUACAAAACAAUUUUUUGCAAGAAGUCAUGACCAUUCCUGGUGGAUCAUGCCCUUCUCUUAAUUUCUUACGAGAGCUUUCCUGGGUAACAUAUGAAAAUGUCUCAUCAUCUUUCACAAACUCUACACCUGCUUUGGCAAUAGAGGCACAAAGUCCUUACUUUAUCCAAUCCAAAAAGCUCGACACAUUAAAAGAAACUAACUUUAUCAAUUAUACGUGGGAUAAAAAUAUUCUUCAAUAUAGCCAGCAUAAUCUUGGAAUAGGUCGUGGUCGAGAUAUAAUAUAUGAUCUUCAGAAAAUAGAAAUGGAACUUGCUUAUCAACUUGUUGCAGAGAAAGUUCAUAUAGCUGGUGGAGCUGAACAACAAUUAUAUUUGGAACCAUUCACAUAUUCUAUGGAGUUAUUCCAAGGAUCAAUGAGAAUCUUGGGAGAGAUCAAAGCAAUAAUUCCUCAAGAACCAAUUCCAUCUGACAAACUAUCUUUAAUCAUUGGCACGUCCAACAAUCCAUUUGCACCAUAUGUAUAUCAACAGCCAUCAUUAUCUAAUUAUUUCAUUGACAAUGCAUCAGAACUUUUCUCAUUCUUGGAAAUCCUUAUUUGUUUUAUUAAAAGAACAUCAAUUGGAGAUGGGAACUUGUUAAUAAAAGACUUUGUAAAUCAAUGGAUGAAACUUUCUAUAUUGGCAGAAAGUACAGGAUUUAAAUCAUUAUUAGGGGUUGAUUUACAGCUUAAACAUGUAAUAGCGUUAUAUGAAUUAGUCGAAGAACAAAUAGCAAACAUGGCAAUUAAAUACAUACAUGAGAAAUUCAGAGUUCCGCUUAGACUUUCUAUGGAAAAUGAAAUUAUGAAUGCAAUAGAUUUUGAUCAAAAAUCCACACAACAGCAAAGAUUACCUGCUGAGGCAUUUACUAUAGCACUUAAAAGAUUCAUGCAAAGAUUCUUAUCAGUAGAGAAUAAUAAGAAUACGCAUCCACUUUAUACGUAUUUUACGGAUAUGACAUUAAGUUUAUGGCCCUCAGAUAUUGAUGAAGAGUUAGUGGAAGAAAU
Racocetra fulgida is the source of this 8587-nucleotide messenger RNA. NCBI's taxonomy places the organism in Eukaryota, Fungi, Glomeromycota, Glomeromycetes, Diversisporales, Gigasporaceae. The record is from the annotation of a GenBank genome assembly.